This is a messenger RNA of Trichoplusia ni (cabbage looper), 5651 nucleotides long. RefSeq lists its product as uncharacterized. NCBI's taxonomy places the organism in Eukaryota, Metazoa, Arthropoda, Insecta, Lepidoptera, Noctuidae. The record is from RefSeq and is a predicted model, not a curated record. The transcript has 12 exons. Gene Ontology annotation, molecular function: ubiquitin conjugating enzyme binding; ubiquitin protein ligase activity; zinc ion binding. The coding region runs from base 631 to 2574 and encodes 647 amino acids. Gene Ontology annotation, biological process: protein polyubiquitination; positive regulation of proteasomal ubiquitin-dependent protein catabolic process; ubiquitin-dependent protein catabolic process. Gene Ontology annotation, cellular component: ubiquitin ligase complex; cytoplasm.
UUGGCUAUCUGCGAGGCGCAAUGAUAAUGUUCCCAGUAACCAGUUCCAGUUUUCGGAUAGGUUUGCGUAGCAGUGGUACGCUCGUUCACGUAUCGCUCGAAUAUUAAGGUAUUUCAACCGAAAAAGACGCAAAACAUUCUACUAUAUAAGUAUAUUUAGAUUUAAAUCAAAGUUGUUUCACAUGGAUACAUGUAAUCAUUAGUGUAUGUAGUGUUUUCUUGUGGUAUACUCGAGAUAAUUCGACUAGGUAGUUGACAUAUCAUUUCGCAAGUAGUCUCACGGAGGUGGUUUAUUUGUGUACAUUCAUUCUGUUUCUGUGGAAGAUAUCCGCACGGAUUUUAGUGAAUAGUGAUAUAAAGUGUUGUCUGUGUUGCGAUCAAAGGUCUAAAGUUACUUGAGUAUUGAGUAAAUAGUGCGUGAUGUGGUAGUGGGUGAAGUUAAUCGUUGGUGUGGUAUACGUGUUUAGUGAAGGUGUUUGUUAGCGGUUCUUGCGCUGUGAGAGCCAUGCUGGCUCGUUCGUGCCGCUGCGACGUUGAUGCACGACCGGGAGAGACGGGAGCCAAGUCCCACAGUAGUCUUACUUCAUAAUGGCGAGUGCAGCCACGCGGCAGUUUAGUAUCGCCGCUCAAAAUGUUGCGACCUGAAUCGCCACUCGCUGACCAUCGCAGCCUCCUGUCGCGGCGGUUGCUGCCCGCCAAGGCUCAGAUAGCACCAGCAGACAACAAGCGAAAGAACAGGAGGUCGCUAGAACUUAACCCUCCCUCGAACGACCAUGGUCCAUACGACUACUCCAAACUUCUCAUUUCGAAAACGACCGACUCCUUAAACACAGAAUGCCCUCGCAAAUUGAUUAGCAAACAAGAUUCCACAGAUAGCCUCAAACGUGCUCUGCUAUCUAAAGACGAUAAAAAAGCCGUUAUCAAGGAGUCGGAUAAAAAAGGCCAGAUCUCAAAACAAGACUCUAGUGAGAGUUUAAAGAAAGCUUUGCUCUGUCGACAAGACUCAAAUGAGAGUGUCAAGCGGAAAGAAGCCGAGGCCAAACGUGCACAGAAGGAGGAAACAAAAAAGGUUCCGGAAAUCAAGAGAGGGAGUGAUAAGAAAGGUUUACUGGAGACUGAUAUAGAUGAACCCUUGAAGAGGAUUUACGAGAGACGGACGGGGUGUGCGCGUCCUACGUUGCCGCCCGUGGCUGAGAAGACCGCGCCGUCUCCGAACUCUCCGAAUGGCAGCCCUAACACGCCAACCGUGGCGGCCGUGGCCGAGGGCCUGGCGCGAUGGGGCAGCGGCCUGCUCUCCCCGAGGGAGGAGCCGCGCCUCAAGGCUGCCCGAAGCUGGUACGGCUAUGGCACGCUACCAACAGACAGCGAAAAGAUGGGAGCAGGCGCGACGGGGCCCGGUGGUCGUCGUGCCUUGGAGCUGAUCCUGAGCGGGGGGCUCAAGUCCUUGGCAAGACCCGCGAAGCCGGUCCGUAGGGCAGCCAGCAGGGACUCCGUGCUGUCGCAACCCCAACCCCUGCUUGAGGGUCUUCGCAAGUGCUCGACGGUACUCGCGCUGACCGAUCGGGAGAAGAGCUCAGAGCCCAUCAGGGCGCACAAUAGACUGCGCGCGCCCUCCGUCUGCUCCCGGUGCUCGUCGCUGCUCUCCCUCGCUGGUGCCAGUGGAUCCAGGUAUUCCCUCGACGGUGCUGGCAGCGGCUUCGUGCCUGCCGCACCAAUCAAUUGCAAGCUAUGCCUUGAAGAUGCCACCGUUGAUAAGGUCACUCUCAUCUCCGGCUGCGGAUGCUCUUUCUGCACAAAGUGUAUGAAGGCUUACGUGGAGUUCGAAGUCUGCAACGGCGCGUACGAGGUGUCCUGCCCGGACGCGCGCUGCCGGGUCGGCGCCGCGCUCAACCUUGAGGAGAUAUCCGGGCUGGUGGACGCGGCUGUCAUGGAGAAACACCUCAAAUUCAGACUCAAUCACGAGGUGGCGAUGGACUCUGGGCGCGCGUUCUGCCCUCGCGUCGGCUGCGACACAGUGGUGCAGGUCCGGGCGGCCAGCCCCGCGCACUGCCCCACCUGCAGGCAUGACUUCUGCUCACAGUGUAACCAAGAGUGGCACGGCGGCAUGACGUGCGAGGCGGCGGCCGCAUCGUCCUCGCUGGGCGGGGCGGGCGCGCCGCUGCUACCCGACUCCGAGCUCAUCAAGCUGUGCCCCAUGUGCCGCGUGCCCAUCGAGAAGGACGAGGGCUGCGCGCAGAUGAUGUGCAAGCGGUGCAAACACGUCUUCUGCUGGUACUGUCUCGCUUCCUUAGAUGAUGAUUUUCUGUUACGUCAUUACGACAAAGGACCUUGCAAAAACAAAUUGGGACAUUCACGUGCAUCAGUACUAUGGCAUCGCGCACAGGUGGUCGGAAUUUUCGCAGGCUUCGGACUCUUGUUACUGGUGGCCAGUCCACUGUUGUUGCUGGCUGCACCAUGUAUCGUCUGUUGCAAGUGCAGGCUCUGCAACCCCAGCACGAAGAACCUUGAGGAAGUGGACGAGAUCGAGAGCAUCAGCCCGGACGAGGGCAGCCGCGACCGGUACCUGUCCGACUGACGGCGGCGCCGCGCGCGGUACUAAACGUACCACUCCACGCACCCACGCCCACUGUCUCCACACAGUGCCCACAAACCGAUCAAAACCGUCACUCGUCACUUGAAUACAAUAACAAAUGUUGUAAUACAAGAUAUUUAACAAUUUGCCGUAUUAAUCGACCCUGGAACAAGACUCUCCAAUACUCGCCCGCAUAAAUUCUUAACGUGUAUGACAUCCAUCAUGAACGUCGCAAGAAAAGGGAAUAUGAGUGAUGAAAAACAACUUUCCUCGUGUUCAAUCCAUCAUAAUUCAUUAAAACGUAAGAAAUAAAAGUGCGACGAUCAAUAGACCUAUAUUAGUGUGAGGUAGUCGAUUUAGUAAAUGUUUUAGUUGUGAUUAACUACGAGCGAUUACAAAUGAACAUUAAUAAAUAAAUUGUUUAAGCAUUUAAUCGAUGUUAACAUUAUUUAUCGAGAAUGUACAUGGACUAUCAUUUAAGCUGUAAGCUUGGCAAAGGUGACUUGAAGACAGGGAGCUUCCAAACGUUUUGAAAUUAGACACGUAGUUUUUUUUUAUCUGUGACCUUGUGCACUAUUUCGUCUUUGAAAGUGAAAUAAGAUGCUUGAUUAAUUAUUAAUCAUUUGUUUGCUGUUAACAAAAAAAAAACUAAUUAACUACUGGCCGUUAUGUAAUCUAAAAAUCUUCCAGUUUCAUAUUAGUGAUACCAUAUCAUUUUCACAAGCUCCCUGAAAGUUGCCACCGAAAAAAAAGUUUCUUAUAUCUUGUACAAAGUAAGUAGAUAAAACUUGUCAUUUUUUUUUUGUUUAAUUUGGUGUUGACUGAGACUUAAUUGUAAGCGAUAGACUGAAGAAUGAUCAUGAUAUAGUAAAAUGUAUUUAUUUUGAUUUAUAAAAUACUAUCGGUAACGUGAACAUAUAAAUGUGAUUGGGAUAUCUAUAAGCGUAUGUUUUGAAAUAUAUAGGUGCUAAAAGCCGUUUUUAAUAAUCAACCAUAUUUAGUGUAGUUUGUCAACAUUCGCGAGAAAGUCAUUUUUUUCGAAUUUAAUAAUACGUAUGGAUAGAAUAUUAAAAACGGCGAGUAAGCGACGAUGUAUUCUAUGUCGUUCUUGUAGUAAAAAACUGCUUCUCAUUUACAACAAGGCAAUAACAGUACUUACAUUUAAAUUGAUUCGACUAUUGUAUUAAAAAUCCUAUGAUUGUAAUAUAUUGAUCAUUUGACUCAUAAGCAAAGUCGCUGUCAAAAUAUGUAUAAGCAAGUAGCCGUACGAAUUUCGAUAAUAGUUUUGUCAAAAGUUAGUUAAGCUCUGUCCAGCAGUUUUCCUUCUUGAUAAUUUCGUGUUAAGUAACUCACAUCUCCCUAUUUGCCGAAUCUGGUAAGAUCUUCAGCAAAUUGAUUAAAUGUCUCUUUUUGCGGGUAGUUUUUUUACCGCGUCAUAUGGCUACAUGGUAUAUGAUUUUUAAUUUAUGUAGUAUUGUAUACACUGUUUUAAAUCUUCUCUUAUCUGCCCAUAAGGUUCGCCGCACACUGGUCACCGGCCACAAAACGCGGCCUGUAACUAUCAUACAACCCUUAUUUAGUGUGGCAACCCUUCGAUUGGCUCGUGAACAUUAAUUAUCAUUGCGCCUCCACAUAGCGCGUUACUACUAAAUUCAAAUACGAGAAAAACUUUGUUAAUCUAAACAAAUUGGUAUUUUAUUCUUCUAAAUAUACUGCGUGGAUAUCUGAUACUCCAUUUUAAUAUUUUUCUGACAAUUAUCAAUCCUGUACAGUUUAAAAUCCAAUAUAUAUAUUAUAUAUAUAUAUAUAUAUACCUAUAGUUUAUACCUAUCUGUAAUGAAAUAGAAUAUUAAUAGCGUAGAAUACAAUACAAAACACCAAUGAGAAAGUUGGAAUAUUGAACAUAAGUGUAACUGCAAUGCAGUGUGUGUCAACGCAUGGUUGCCACCUGUGAUGGCGUUGGGAAAAUGGCUCCUCUACAUACCGUUAUUGGCCGGUUGCAAUAGAGAUACUUCUCAAGCGCCUAGAACGCGGGUACAAGGGAACACAAACGCAAUUGACUGUAGUGGCCUGUUACAACUACUCUGUCCAAACUAAAAGUAGAGUAUAGUGGAAGUGACGUCAUUAGGCCCAGUAACAUUCGCGAGCCGAGCCUCAUACCCUACACACUGCUGGCACUGCUGCUCGUGCGGAGGCCACGAGGCCUUAACAUUAACUUAUUUAUAGCAUAUUAAAUAUUUAUGACUGUAAUGUAAAUAAGAAAUAAUAUUGUACUUAAUUUUUUAAUUCAAGGAUCGAUGAUGUCUUGCCAGAACUAUUUUUCUCGCUGAUUUAAGAAAAUAAAUGGUAAUAAUAGUAAAAACUGUGUAUUCAAGUGGUCAAAUGUAAUUAAUGUUAGAAGACCAGAGAUGUAUGUAUUUUUAAAAUGACUUUUUCGACUCCAUCGAUCCUACGUAGCUUGUUGUAGCAAGCUAGUAAAAGCAUUUGUAGAUUUAAUCAAAAAUUGUCAGUAGGUGAAUAGAUGUGAUAAGCAAUUCAGUUGUAAUAUACUUGCAAUGUACUUAUUACACUGUCCAGAAUAGUUUCAUCUUUUUUCUCUGGUACUUUUUUUAUGAAUAGUAUACCUGCCUAUAAUAAUAUGCAAAAAAUUACGAAAAUUGCCUAACCAGUACACAUCUGGUAAAAUUGUUUAGUUGGGUAGCAAUCCACAUUUGCUAGGUAAUGUGAAUAUUAUCAUUUCAAUUAAACCUUUAGAAUUGCCAGUUGUUUGAUUUUGAUUCCAAAGUUUUACUAAUAAAAUGCUGUAAUGUGAAUAAAAUGUUGCAAGUAAUUUACAACCCUAACUCUAAUAUAUCUCAUUAAGUUGAUUAUAAAAUGACUUGUCUAUGGUAUUGACUUAAAUUUUUAAAUAAUGAUUGUUUAAUAUUUAUGGUAAAUGCAAAUAUAAGUUUAAAACUUUGGUAGUGAUAUUGGCUGGUCAAAAGAUUGAAUACACAAAUACGGUAUACAAUAUUUGCAUUUUCCAUUCAAAUAUGAAAUCAGGAUAUUGUAAAUAAAAAAAAAGAUUUUAUUUUUUGUUA